Molecule: messenger RNA, 1398 nt
Organism: Amphibalanus amphitrite
Lineage: Eukaryota; Metazoa; Arthropoda; Thecostraca; Balanomorpha; Balanidae
Product: double-stranded RNA-binding protein Staufen homolog
Exons: 7
Coding region: 148-1338 (396 amino acids)
Source: RefSeq, a predicted model, not a curated record
AUGUUGGGGAGAGUGGGGGAUAGGAUAUAAGGGAUAGCAUAAUAUUCGGAUUUGAGUGUUUUUGGACGAUCACAGCCUGUUAUCGAUCGCCUGUUUGCGCCAGCCCACUAAGGGUCUUUCGGUGUUGUUUUACUUACAAAUAGUAGGAUGGCGCAGGUACCGAUGAGAGUAGCACAUCAGGCUGGCAUUGUCCAUCAACAGCGUCCGGCCAUCAUGGUGAGCAUGCAGCAGCCACCGCCAAACACCAUGACAGGUCUGGUGAGCAUGAGCCCCAUGAUGGCGCCCAGCGUGGUGAUGGCGCACGGGCCGCCGCCGCCGCUGGCGCACCAGGAGCUGGAGGCGGCGCACCACCUGGCCGCCCACCCGCAGCCGUUCCACCCGCACGCCCACCUGGCGGCCGUGGCGCCGCAGAUGCAGCCGCACCCGCAGCUCUCUGCGCCGCCGCUGGCCGCCGAGCCGCCGCCGCCCCCGCCGCAGCAGCCGCCUCAGCAGCCGCCUCCGCAGCAGCAGCAGCAGCCGCCGCAGCAGGCGCAGCAGCAGGCGGCCGCUGCGGGGGCGACCGGCGGCACCCCCGUGGUGGGACAGAUCCUCUCGUCGAACGCCGAGGACGGGGCGACUGCCGGGGCGGCCGGGGGGUCGGCGGACGGAAAGGAGAAGACGCCCAUGUGUCUCAUCAACGAACUGGCCAGGUAUAACAAAAUUCAGCACCAGUACCGGCUGACUGACGAGCACGGGCCGGCACACAAGAAGACGUUCACGGUGAUACUGCAGCUGGGCCAGGAGGAGUAUCAGGCCACCGGGCCGAGCAUCAAGAAGGCGCAGCACGCGGCGGCCAGCAACGCCCUGCAGGCCACCAAGUUCAAGCACCCGCCGCCCAAACAGCAGCGCAGCACUCGCACCAGUCUGACACCGACUGUAGAGCUGAACUCGCUGGCCAUGAAGCGCAACGAGACGGCCAUGUACACCUUCAUCGAGAGUCCUUACCUGCCGCACAGUCACAUCAACUACAGGGUCAACUAUCAGCGGUUCGGUCGCGGCGGUCUCAGCUACACGCCUCAGUACCACGUCAGUCUCCGGGUGGGCGAGCGCGAGUUUUUCGGCGUGGGCGCCAACCCGCAGGCGGCGCGGCACGCCUCGGCUGCACAGGCGCUGAAGGUGCUCAGGGACCUCCCGCUGCCCGGACACGUGCAGGGGGCCGCCAGCGCAGGCUCGGACGACCCGAACGCCGACCUCAAGUCUCCCAUCUCGCUGGUGCACGAGAUCGGCCUGAAGCGCAGUCUCAGCGUGGGCUUCACGGUGACGCGCGAGACGGUCCGCCGCACAUGCGCACCUUCCUGACACAGUGUUUUGUGGCGACAUCACCACCGACGGCGAGGGCAGCUCUAAAAAGGUACCGAA